Aspergillus brunneoviolaceus CBS 621.78 is the source of this 680-nucleotide messenger RNA. RefSeq lists its product as uncharacterized. NCBI's taxonomy places the organism in Eukaryota, Fungi, Ascomycota, Eurotiomycetes, Eurotiales, Aspergillaceae. Bases 128 to 553 code for a protein of 141 amino acids. The record is from RefSeq and is a predicted model, not a curated record. The transcript is spliced from 2 exons.
GUAAAGAACACCUUCUUCCCUCCUGGGAGAAACACAUCAGCUGUAUACAUUCUCACUGUUCUGCGCACAAAUAAAGGGUAGGAAUUGCCUCAUCUUUUGACCCAGACAGAAAGACAUUUUUUAUCCCAUGCUCCGAUGUCCGUUACAAUCCAUCAACAAAAACCCCGGUAAACUCCCAAUGCAAGAACCACGCGGAGAAGCAGCCAAGGACAUGCCCGAAAUACAGCCAAACACCGCCGAAGCACCCGCCUGCGCCAAUAACUCCGUCUUAUUGACCACCCUGCGCGCCUUACCAAAAGAUCCGCUGGGAUUCUCUCAUCUGGGUAUGGACGGAGUGUGGCGGAACUUCGGUCACGAUCGCAACGUGAUCAGCUAUCGUGCUCUCAGCCCCGAGGAGAUUUUUGAGGUGCCGGGGAUUUUCCCUGGCUGGGUGCGGGAAAGGAUUGAGAAGGGGUUGGAGGGGGUUGAUGGCAGGGAUGUAACGGAUAUCGAGCAGCUGUUGCAUCCUAGGGAGGAGCUCUUGCCGAAAUUCGAAGAUGAUGGGGGGUUGUAGUCACGAUACGGCAUUUCUGUUUGUAUUCGAUGGGAGAAUCAUUUCUUGUUGUUGUUAUGAGGUGAUUCUGCUUUUCGGUUUCUUGCCUACAUACUUGUUGUCAAUUCCAUCUAGCACAUAUCGUGCA